Molecule: messenger RNA, 2320 nt
Organism: Hemicordylus capensis (graceful crag lizard)
Lineage: Eukaryota; Metazoa; Chordata; Lepidosauria; Squamata; Cordylidae
Gene: TMEM39B
Product: transmembrane protein 39B
Exons: 9
Coding region: 268-1746 (492 amino acids)
Cellular component (GO): membrane
Source: RefSeq, a predicted model, not a curated record
GAAGCAGCCGCCACCCGAGAGCGCAGGCGCGGCCAGGUUCCCCUCUGGCGGGUGAGGUUUGGCCCCCGCCGGCCGCCGUCGCUGUCUCCAGCUGCCUGACUGAGAGCGCAGGCGCCGCCCGCCAUCUUGUACCCGAAGCUUUUGGAGCUGCCGCCGCCGCCCCUCGGGACCGAGCUCAGCCCGCCAACCGGAGAUGGUUCUAGGAAGCAAAGGAGUCAUUUGAAGAGAGACCAGUGUCUUGAUCCAGUGUCUACGCCUCUGGUGGUUAUGGCCGGGGGAAGAAGGGGACCUAACCGCACAUCUUACUGCCGCAAUCCUCUCUGUGAAACUGGAGCUGCUGGAGGUGCUGGCCACUCCACCAGUUCCUCAGUCACCAGUGUGCGCUCGCGGACAAGGAGCGGUUCAGGAACAGGCCUUUCCAGCCCUCCACUGGCAACCCAGACGGUGGUUCCGCUCCGGCACUGCAAGAUCCCGGAGCUUCCCAUAGAGAGGAGCAUCUUGUUUGAGCUGCAGCUCUUCUUCUGCCACCUGAUUGCUCUCUUUGUCCACUACAUCAACAUCUACAAAACGGUGUGGUGGUACCCUCCCUCGCACCCGCCUUCCCAUACCUCUUUGAAUUUCCAUCUCAUCGACUUCAAUGUCCUGGCGGUGACGACCAUCGUCCUGGCCCGAAGGCUCAUUGGUGCUAUUGUGAAGGAGGUGAAGGAGGCCUCUCAUACGGGCAAAGUCUCCCUGCCACGCUCCAUCUUCCUUGUGGUCACUCGCUUUGCUGUCCUGACUGGAGCAGGCUGGAGUCUCUGCCGAUCCAUAAUCCACCUCUUCAGGACCUAUUCGCUCCUCAACCUCCUGUUCUUGUGUUAUCCGUUCGGCAUGUACGUCCCCUUCCUGCAGUUGAACUGUGACUUCCGCAAGACGUGCCUCUUCUCUCAAGUGGCCAACGUUGGCCCUCGCGACACCAACGAGGUCAGCUCAAGGGGCAAGGACUACCUGUCGGUUCUCAAGGAGACCUGGAAGCAGCACACACGGCAGAUGGACGGCGUGGAAGCCAUGCCCACCCACGCCUGCUGCCUCUCCCCAGAUCUCAUCCGCAACGAGGUGGAAUACCUGAAGAUGGACUUCAACUGGCGGAUGAAGGAGGUGCUGGUGAGCGCCAUGCUCAGCGCCUACUAUGUGGCAUUUGUGCCCGUCUGGUUUGUGAAGAACACUCAGUACUACGACAAGCGGUGGUCCUGUGAGCUCUUCCUCCUGGUCUCCAUCAGCACCUCCGUCAUCCUCAUGCAGCACCUGCUGCCUGCCCGCUACUGCGACCUUCUCCACAAGGCUGCAGCACACCUGGGCUGCUGGCAGAAGGUGGACCCGGCCCUCUGCUCCAACGUGCUGCAGCAUCAGUGGACUGAAGAAUGCAUGUGGCCACAAGGGGUGCUGGUGAAGCACAGCAAAAACGUGUACAAAGCCAUGGGCCACUACAACGUGGCUGUGCCUUCGGAUGUCUCCCACUUCCGCUUCCACUUCUUUUUCAGCAAGCCCUUGCGGAUCUUGAACAUCCUGAUCGCCCUCGAAGGAGCCGUCAUCUUCUACCAGCUCUACUCCCUGGUUGUGUCGGAGAAGUGGCACCAGACCAUCUCCCUCUCCCUGAUCCUCUUCAGCAACUACUACGCCUUCUUCAAGCUCCUGCGGGACCGACUGGUGCUGGGGAAAGCUUACUCGUACUCUGCCAGCAGAGAGGCUGACCAGAAGCUCAACUGAAGGCAGUGCUCUUUUGGCAGCCACCGCUCCUCCUCAUGAGUCACGGGGGCACCGAAGGAGACAGUGCCGGCGGCUCCUCUCCCCCCACCCCCACCCCCGUGCUGCCUGCAGGCUGGCCAUUCGUUUGGUAUUGCUGGGCGGUUAACCGUGCAACUCUACCUGACAAAUGGUCGGCCUGCAGGCAGCGCAGCUCUCAGACAGAGCGGCAGAGGAGCAACCCGAGUGGCCUCCUUCCGCCCCCCCCCCCCCGGCUUGUUAGGACAAGCCACUACUGCCUUGCUGCUUUUGGAGCACCCAUCGCAAGCACGGCGAGGAGGACGAAGGCAAGAACCUCCUUGUGUCUGCUCCAAGGCAGCGGACUCAGGCGGCCCAAAGGACCCCUACGAGGCGCCCCCCCAGGAGGUCUUGCCACCCCCCGGAAGGGGCUGGAGAGAAGCUCUGCAGUCAAGGGCAGACAGGCCAGCCCUGGGCUUGUCUGGUUUUUUGUUUCCGGGUUUGUUUUUUUACCAAUGCUUUUGUUGUAUUUCUUUGAUAACUGAUAUGAUAAGGAAAAUAUCUUAUUUUUGUACUCCCA